Labrus bergylta (ballan wrasse) is the source of this 3196-nucleotide messenger RNA. It is a transcript of the gene stx3b, whose product is annotated as syntaxin 3b. NCBI's taxonomy places the organism in Eukaryota, Metazoa, Chordata, Actinopteri, Labriformes, Labridae. Gene Ontology annotation, molecular function: SNARE binding; SNAP receptor activity. The record is from RefSeq and is a predicted model, not a curated record. Gene Ontology annotation, cellular component: postsynapse; synaptic vesicle; presynaptic active zone membrane. Gene Ontology annotation, biological process: exocytic insertion of neurotransmitter receptor to postsynaptic membrane; intracellular protein transport; synaptic vesicle fusion to presynaptic active zone membrane.
GCGUUUUAGAAUGAUUACUGGUGGCCAGCGGAGAGACAGAUUAUACAGCUCUACACAACUGUUGUUUUAAUCCCCCGGGCGAGGAGAUUUAGCAAAGAAAAAACACUGGUUUUAAACCCAGCAGCCAUAUUGCAUGGAAAAAACGACGGAAAGACUCAUCUAUUUCAUAAAAAGUCGUUUUCUCGGACAUCUCUGUCAGGACUUUUGGGAAGUUAAUUUCUUUUUCUUUUUUACUGGCUGUUUGUUUCUACCGGACAGCGAGCCUGCCAGCUGGCUGAGGACUUCAGAGAUUGGGACUGGGGUUUUUUUUAAUUUAAAAAAGCUAUUUUGCACAUUAUUGUAGUGAUCUGUCUUGGUCCAAAGGUGCAAAACUAACAGUGUAAAGAUGAAGGACCGAUUGGAGCAACUUAAAGCGACGUGUGAUCAAGAUGACGACGAGGUGGAGAUCGCUGUGGACAACGCUGCCUUCAUGGACGAGUUCUUCUCUCAGAUCGAGGACAUCAGGAACAGUAUUGAUAAAAUUGACGAGAAUGUCGCUGAAGUCAAAAAGCUUUACUCCAUCAUCCUGUCUGCUCCCACAUCAGAUCAGAAAACACAGGAUGACUUGGAAGCAAUCACCAAUGACAUAAAGAAGAUGGCCAACAAUGCAAGAAACAAACUCAAGACCAUCGAGAGGAAUCUGGAGUCUGAGGAGCAGGAGAGGGUGUCUGCUGACAUGCGGAUACGUAAAUCACAGCAUGCUGUGCUGUCAAGGAAGUUUGUGGAGGUAAUGACAAAGUAUAAUGAAGCCCAGGUGGACUUCAGAGAGAGGAGUAAAGGACGUAUUCAGAGACAGCUAGAAAUCACUGGGAAAGCAACAACAGAUGAUGAACUGGAGGAGAUGUUGGAGAGUGGCAAUGCAGCAGUGUUUACUGCAGGGAUUGUCGACUCUGGCAUCUCUAAACAAGCCCUAAGUGAGAUUGAAGCCAGGCACAAAGACAUUGUGCGCCUGGAGAGCAGCAUCAAGGAGCUCCAUGAUAUGUUUGUAGACAUUGCCAUGCUUGUGGAGAGCCAGGGAGAAAUAGUAGACAACAUAGAGCAGAAUGUAUCCAAAUCAGUGGACCACAUAACGGUGGCAAAGGAGCAGACCAAAAAAGCUGUAAGGUACCAGACCAAAGCACGAAAGAAAACUGUGAUAAUAGUGGUGGUUGUGGUGAUCUUACUGGCCGUACUAGCUCUCAUUAUCGGGUUGUCAGUGGGAUUAUAGUGAAGCUGAUGAGCUAGUUGAACAGGAGAGCUAAAGAAGAAGAUCAUUAUUGGAGAAUCCUGUGCUGUGGAUAUUCUCGUCAUCCUCAUUCUCACCAACCUCACCCUCCAACCCACCUCAGUUAGUUCGCCAUGCACUCAAUCCUGCCGUCCAUCAGCCAGCUGACCAAAUAGCCAACCAAAUGAUUCUGAUCUCUUCCUUCUGGAGGUCUAGGGCUUCAUAUGACCUCUGCUGUAACAGAAUACUUACGAGGCCUGACUCGACUUUAAAACUUUUUGACCUUUGGCCAAUCAGAACAGUCCUUCGGGGGCCUUUGAGUUUCUGUUUGACUCCCUUUAAGUGACUCGGACAGUUUGAGGAUGCUCUGCUGCAGAAGAGAAAAACGAGAGUGAAGCUGACAUGAAGUAGAAAAAAACCUAUUGUAUCUCUUCGGAGGGGAAAAGGGAAUUGAAAAUAACUGAUUGAAUGUCUCUCCACUCUCCCUAAACAUUUCAUUGUCAAAGAACCUCCUUCAUCGUCAUUUCAUGCCUUAAUGAGCCUUGAAACAUUGUGUGAUUGAAAAGCUAGCUACUGUAUGUUCACUGUAUCUGGAUUUUGUUAGUUUUGGGAAGUUCCAGCACUUUCACGUUUCAAAAUAAAUCUUAUUCCUGUAAUUACGUUUAGAUUAUGAUGUAAAUUAUAUCAGUUUUUAAACUUGAAGAAUACCGCUGUGCUCACUUUUUUUUUUUUUAUUGUUUCUGAGGGUGUGACUACAAUGAUGGAAACAUUUCAUAGACAGGUGGAGCUAAGAUGAGCAAAAAUCACACAAAAUCCAGGUGUGGGGGGAUGAACACGCAUGUCUUGCUUUAUGAUUUAUCUAACCACUAUAUCAUCUGAGAGAAAUGCCAGAUUUUCCGUUUUUGUAGCUUUGCUCACGUCCUAUAAUGUCAGCCAUCUGAACUUUUUACACAUAGAAGGCUGUAAAAAGCAUUCUAAAGCCAGAUGGUGUGAAGUAACACUCAACCUUUUUCCUUCCAGUGCCACAUUAGUCUUUGCAUUUAUUUAAAUGCUAAUGAGGUUUUGCAAAUAAAGGUACACAUACAAUAAAAAGUGUAAAUGGACAUUCCAAAAUACAGCAACGUCUUCCAUUGCGCUUAAAUACUGGAGUAUUUUUCCUGCCAUAUUUCGAGUACAUACAGUCUAAUCGAACUGCCUUGCAUUAAGUCUGCAUGUUCAUGAAGGUUAUAAAGUUAUUUUUUUGAGAUAUGUUGCUGUGGAGAUAUGUUGGCAACACUUCAUGGACACUUUAGAGGCAGCAGUUUGUGAUGCUUUUGAAUUGUGUUGCAUAAUAACAAAGAGGUGUCAAAUAGUUUUUCACCACUUAUACUGAUAUGAACAGAACAAUGCUCCCAUAGAAAUAGAAAAAAAGUAUAACCCCGUAAAAAGACCAUGAAUUUUAAACAGCACUUUUAAGUAGUAAAACCUGAACAUAAUAACCAUCUCUGUUAAAGUCAGGCAGAGUCUAUCAUGUAUGGCAAAAUUGACGUAUGGCUUUUGUUUCAGACUGCAAAUGCAAAACGGUUCCUUCUGGUUGAUCAUCUUUCACUGCCUUACAGUCCAUUAUUGUCAGUCAAGAAGGGGUUAAAUGAUUUGCACCUCCACUGAGAGAAGUCUUUGUUUCUGUCAGAUCCCAGUUUGAAUGGGGCUUUUAACGCUGCUUGUUUGGGGAGCACUUGAAAGUGAGAGGCCUCCCUCAGCUUGCUCUUUUGACCACACAGUCUGCUCUUUUGGCUCCUGUUCUUAACCAUUCAGUCCUAAUGUUUCUAUUCACCUCCUUUUAUUUUUUUCUUCACACCACUUUAGCAGUGAGCACGUGCUGCAGUAACACAAUGGGAAGCUGAAGAUGUUGUACAGUGUAAAUGUUAAAUUAAGAUGAUUUUAAAGAAAAAAUAAAGAUGCUAUGUUUUUUAA